This is a messenger RNA of Phyllostomus discolor (pale spear-nosed bat), 4902 nucleotides long. It is a transcript of the gene DHX9, whose product is annotated as DExH-box helicase 9. Gene Ontology annotation, cellular component: nucleolus; intracellular anatomical structure; ribonucleoprotein complex. The coding region runs from base 188 to 4030 and encodes 1280 amino acids. Lineage: Eukaryota; Metazoa; Chordata; Mammalia; Chiroptera; Phyllostomidae. Gene Ontology annotation, biological process: regulation of mRNA processing; positive regulation of transcription by RNA polymerase II. The record is from RefSeq and is a predicted model, not a curated record. Gene Ontology annotation, molecular function: double-stranded RNA binding; 3'-5' DNA helicase activity; 3'-5' DNA/RNA helicase activity. The transcript is spliced from 28 exons.
CAGGCGUACGCUCACCGACCCCGCCCCCCUGCCGCCGCCGCAGGAGCCAUUUCUCUGUCCCCUCCAUGCAGGUUGUGGUGCGGGUGCCGUUUGUCUCGGAGAAAGGGAGGAACCGCGCACGGUCCUAAGAGGGCUGUGCUCCCGGGAACCAGGCAGCGGAAGCCGGUCUGAAGAAGACGCCUGAAUCAUGGGGGACGUUAAAAAUUUUCUGUAUGCCUGGUGUGGCAAAAGGAAGAUGACCCCAACCUACGAAAUUAGAGCAGUGGGGAACAAAAACAGGCAGAAGUUCAUGUGUGAGGUUCGGGUGGAAGGAUACAAUUACAUUGGCAUGGGCAAUUCCACCAAUAAAAAAGAUGCCCAGAGCAACGCUGCCAGAGACUUUGUUAACUAUUUGGUUCGAAUAAAUGAAGUGAAGAGCGAAGAAGUCCCAGCUGUGGGGGUGGCACCCCCUCUGCCCCCACUCACCGACACACCUGACAGUGCAGCCAAUACUGAUGGAGGAGGUUUGCCAACCCCCAUGGGAGGACCUCUUCCUCCACACCUGGCUCUCCAGGCAGAAAAUAAUUCUGGAGUUGGGGCCUCUGGCUAUGGUGCUCCUGGGCCCACCUGGGAUCGAGGAGCCAACUUGAAGGAUUAUUAUAUUAAAAAGGAAGAACAGGAAGUGCAAGCGACUCUCGAAUCAGAAGAAGUGGAUUUAAAUGCAGGGCUUCAUGGAAACUGGACCUUGGAAAAUGCUAAGGCUCGGCUGAACCAGUAUUUCCAAAAAGAAAAGAUCCAGGGAGAAUAUAAGUACACCCAAGUGGGCCCCGAUCACAACAGGAGUUUUAUUGCAGAAAUGACCAUUUAUAUCAAGCAGCUGGGCAGAAGGAUUUUUGCACGGGAACAUGGAUCAAAUAAGAAACUGGCAGCACAGUCCUGUGCCCUGUCACUUGUCAGACAGCUCUACCACCUUGGAGUGAUUGAAGCUUCCUCCGGACUUACUAAGAAGAAAGAAGGGGAGACGGUGGAGCCCUACAAAGUUAACAUCUCACAAGAUUUGGAGCAUCAGCUGCAAAACAUCGUUCAAGAGCUUAAUCUUGAGAUCCUACCCGCACCUGAUGAUCCUGCCGUGCCCGUCUUACUUAGCGUCCGCAAAUUGGCCCACUUCGAGCCAUCUCAGAGGCAGAACCAAAUGGGAGUGGUUCCCUGGUCACCUCCGCAGUCCAACUGGAACCCUUGGACUAGCAGCAACAUUGACGAGGGGCCCCUGGCUUAUGCUACUCCAGAACAAAUAAGCAUGGACCUCAAGAAUGAAUUGAUGUACCAGUUGGACCAGGAUCAUGAUUUGCAGGCUAUCUUGCAGGAGAGAGAGUUGCUGCCUGUGAAGAAAUUUGAAAAUGAAAUCCUGGAAGCAAUCAGUCAAAAUUCAGUUGUCAUUAUCCGAGGAGCUACUGGGUGUGGUAAAACCACACAGGUUCCCCAGUUUAUUCUCGAUGACUAUAUCCAGAAUGACCGGGCAGCCGAGUGUAAUAUUGUCGUGACCCAGCCCAGGAGAAUCAGUGCCGUGUCGGUGGCAGAGCGCGUGGCCUACGAGAGAGGAGAGGAGCCCGGGAAGAGCUGCGGCUACAGUGUGCGGUUUGAGUCUAUACUGCCCCGCCCUCACGCCAGCAUCAUGUUUUGUACUGUAGGUGUGCUCCUGAGAAAACUGGAGGCAGGCAUCCGCGGGAUCAGUCACGUGAUUGUGGAUGAGAUACACGAACGAGAUAUCAAUACAGACUUCCUUCUAGUAGUGCUGCGCGACGUGGUUCAGGCUUAUCCUGAAGUUCGCAUUGUUCUCAUGUCUGCUACUAUCGACACCACCAUGUUCUGUGAUUAUUUCUUUAGUUGCCCCAUCAUUGAAGUUUAUGGGAGGACUUUCCCAGUUCAAGAGUACUUUCUGGAAGACUGCAUUCAGAUGACCCACUUUGUCCCUCCGCCGAAGGACAAGAAGAAGAAGGAUAAGGAUGAUGACUGUGGUGAGGAGGACGAUGCGAACUGCAACCUGAUCUGUGGCGACGAUUACGGCCCAGAAACGCGAAUGAGCAUGGCUCAGCUGAAUGAGAAGGAAACGUCUUUCGAGCUCAUCGAGGCCCUGCUGAAGUACAUCGAGACCCUCAACGUCCCUGGAGCCGUGCUGGUCUUUCUGCCGGGCUGGAAUUUGAUUUACACUAUGCAGAAGUACUUGGAAAUGAAUCCACACUUCGGAAGCCAGAGGUAUCAGAUCCUGCCUCUGCAUUCUCAGAUCCCUCGGGAGGAGCAGCGCAAAGUGUUCGACCCGGUGCCGGUGGGGGUGACCAAGGUGAUUUUGUCCACGAAUAUCGCUGAGACAAGCAUCACCAUAAACGAUGUUGUCUACGUCAUUGACUCCUGCAAGCAGAAGGUGAAGCUGUUCACUGCCCACAACAAUAUGACCAACUACGCUACAGUGUGGGCGUCCAAGACAAACCUGGAGCAGCGCAAAGGGCGGGCUGGCCGCGUGCGGCCGGGGUUCUGCUUUCACCUCUGUAGCCGAGCCCGUUUCGAGAGACUUGAAACUCACAUGACACCAGAGAUGUUCCGAACACCAUUACAUGAAAUUGCUUUGAGCAUAAAACUUCUGCGUCUGGGAGGAAUUGGCCAGUUCUUGGCCAAGGCAAUUGAACCUCCGCCUCUGGAUGCUGUGAUUGAAGCAGAGCACACUCUGAGAGAGCUUGACGCGUUGGAUGCCAAUGAUGAGUUGACUCCUCUGGGAAGAAUCCUGGCUAAACUACCCAUCGAGCCUCGUUUUGGAAAAAUGAUGAUAAUGGGGUGUAUUUUCUACGUGGGAGAUGCCGUCUGCACCAUCUCCGCCGCCACCUGCUUCCCGGAGCCUUUCAUCAACGAAGGAAAGCGACUGGGCUACAUCCAUCGGAACUUCGCGGGAAGCAGGUUUUCUGAUCACGUGGCCCUUUUAUCAGUGUUCCAAGCUUGGGAUGAUGCUAGAAUGGGUGGCGAAGAAGCAGAGAUACGCUUUUGUGAGCACAAAAGACUCAAUAUGGCUACGCUGAGAAUGACCUGGGAAGCCAAAGUUCAGCUCAAAGAGAUUCUAAUCAAUUCUGGAUUUCCAGAAGAGUGCUUGCUGACGCAGGUGUUCAAUAACACCGGGCCGGACAACAACCUGGACGUCGUCAUCUCCCUGCUGGCCUUCGGCGUGUACCCCAACGUGUGCUACCACAAGGAGAAGCGGAAGAUCCUCACCACGGAAGGGCGCAACGCCCUCAUCCACAAGUCGUCGGUGAACUGUCCUUUCAGCAGCCAGGACAUGAAGUACCCGUCUCCCUUCUUUGUUUUUGGUGAAAAGAUUCGAACCCGGGCCAUCUCUGCUAAAGGCAUGACCCUAGUCACCCCCCUGCAGCUGCUUCUCUUCGCCUCCAAGAAAAUCCAGUCCGAUGGGCAGAUCAUGCUGGUGGAUGACUGGAUCAGGCUGCAAAUAUCUCAUGAAGUUGCUGCCUGCAUCACUGCCCUCCGCUCGGCCAUGGAGGCCCUGGUUGUGGAGGUCACCAAAGAGCCCAGCAUCAUCAGCCAGCUGGACCCUGUGAACGAACGCAUGUUGAACAUGAUCCGCCAGAUCUCCAGGCCCUCGGCCGCUGGGAUCAACCUCAUGAUCGGCAGUACACGGUACGGAGAUGGCCCGCGUCCUCCCAAGAUGGCCCGAUACGACAAUGGAGGCGGAUAUAGAAGGGGAGGCUCCAGUUACGGCGGUGGAGGCUACGGCACUGGCGGCUAUGGCAGUGGGGGCUACGGCGGCGGCGGCGGCGGCUAUGGUGGCGGAGGCUACAGAGGUGGCGGAGGCUACGGUGGUGGAGGCUACGGGGGCAGCGGCUAUGGUGGCGGCUCCAACUUUCGGGGAGGCUAUAGAGGAGGUUCCCGAGGUGGCUACAGAGGGGGUGCAGGAGGAGACUACAGAGGGUCCGGAGGGUUCCAGCAAGGAGGGGGCAGGGGGGGGUAUGGGAGUGGCUACUUCGGGCAAGGAAGAGGCGGGGGUGGCUAUUAAGCUUGGUUACAUUGGUGCCCAUGCGUAGGCAGUAGACGACAAAUGCAUGUGACCUGUUUUCCCAAGUUGUUUAUUUGCUGUUAAUAAGUAAACCCACUUCCCCCGUUCUGUGCUUCAUUGUAGCUUAAGGAAACCAAGCAUAUAGAUACAUUAGUGAUUUUGUUUAUAUUAUGUAAAAUAUACUCUAUUACUAAAGUACCACAGUUUGUAUUUUUUUUUCUUUAAGGAUUAAAGAUUUGCCUUUGAAAUUAACUUGAUAUUUUCUUGACUUUAGUUGAAUACAAUAGAAAAUAAAGUAUUAGCUGAACACUGGCAGUGUAAUUAUUGAUCUUACACAGAAUAAUUUUACAGUGCCAGUGACACCUGUUAGUUUUUAAAUGUCAGAGGAAUAACGGUGCUGUUUGAAAAAUGUCUUGCAAAAAAUACUGGCCAGUAAGUAUACCAUUCAUGUGGACCACUGCGUCUGAAUGAUAAGACUCUUGACCUGGGGCUGAACAUUUUGGCUUUUCCCCAAACUUUGUCUUUGAAAAAUGUAAGGCCAGCGUCAGCAUUCUCUAAGUUUCCAAUGCAAAAGUUAAUUACAAUUCGAAUUAAAAAUUAACCUACAAAACUCUUUAAGUUUAUAUUGAGGCAGAGAAUGAAGGUAAGCUUCACCAGUGCAUGAAGUUUAUGUAUUUGACAUUUAACUCCACCUACAUUAACGUGCAUGUGUUUCAGCAGAUACUUGUUAAGGCAGUUUAUCUUAACAGGGAUGUUUAUAUACUUAUAACACUUGACAGUUUCCAAUGGAUUUUUACAUAUUUUUAGUAGAGAUUACACAGGCUUUAGAUCAAACAGAACCUGGGCUCAUACAAUAAAGCUGCUUUCUGACA